This is a messenger RNA of Postia placenta MAD-698-R-SB12, 1344 nucleotides long. RefSeq lists its product as hypothetical. The coding region runs from base 1 to 1344 and encodes 447 amino acids. Lineage: Eukaryota; Fungi; Basidiomycota; Agaricomycetes; Polyporales; Adustoporiaceae. The transcript has 3 exons. The record is from RefSeq and is a predicted model, not a curated record.
AUGUGCUACGCGUACGGCUCUCUUGAUCAAGCAACGGGUGUCUGCCCGAUGUGCAAGGUCUUCAAGCCGAUCGGCAACGUCAGGGUGAGCUUCUUUUCUGGGUCGACGCCACAAAUGAGGACCCUGCUGAAGCGUUUGACAGUACAAACGUUCAGCGGGUGUGGUUUCUGCAAGUGGGCCGCCACAAACCCACCAGCGAGGCUUUCUGGGUAUCAGAACCCGGGCUGGCCAGGAUGCUGUCGACCACCUCUGCCAGAGGAGCAGAGGCACAUCGGCGCCGCAGAUUGGCCCGCCGUCAGCGUUGUCCAUCGCACUCCGAUCCCGCCGGAGAUCAAGUCCCUCCUAGACAGCAUUACGGGCAAGGGCGGGUCUGGCAGUCCUGGGGGCAGUGCGCGCGCUUCGAACACUCAGACCUUCGCGCCGACGAUGUCGCGCCGCGCCAGCCAUCAAAUUGGAAGCCCUACGAGGUUGGAGACUACUUCUGCCCGUAUACCGGUUGCGCCGAUCCCUGUUAGAGGACGCUCAGGUGGCAGUCCACAACAGGCUACCGCGGCUCUCACGAACAAUACGACCCGAAACGCGAACGUAAAUGGAGACGGAACAGCGUCAUCGUUGCCGAGCCGAUCCCCCAUGGAUCAAUAUCAGCCUCCCCCGCGCCGUUCCAACACAGAUGGUGAUAGACGCUCCGAGUCGGUGAAUGCGUCGCAGCACUCGCCAGGCCAUAAGAAUGUGGACCUAGGAGGCUCGUUGUCCCGCCGUAACGUCGAGCGUCGGCCUUCCCUUUCCGCCGCGCUUCCAGCCACGCCCGCCAAUAAAAUCCCAGUAGAACCUCAACCUCAGCGUCGUCGCCAGCAAACUCAGCAGCCGCCUAACCGGAUGUCACCACCUCCAAUCACUUCUAAUCGAGCUGCAGAGCGCCAAAGCACGGCGCCUCCUCCGUUGCAGCGUCGCGCUAGCAUUGUCGAGAAAUCGUUGGCGUCGAUGAGCAUCUCAAGUGCUUCUAGCAGCAGCAGCGGGAGCAACUCGGAGACAACGGUCAUAUCAGACGGAGGAUUCACGGAUUACUUGUCUGAUGAAUCCGAGGCUGAGCUGCAAAGGCAGGCGGAGGCGAAGGCUGCGUUGGUGGCCCAGAACCAGUUGGAGGAGCAGGAGUUCAAGGCGGCUCGCCAACAACUUGCGUCGGUGGACCUGCAGCCUCCGAGGUCAUGGAAUGGGAAUAACAGCACGCCUCGGUCUCAGGUCUCCGCCUCUCAUUCGACUUGCGUUCAGUCUUCCCCGUACGCUGCUGCAGUUUAUUCCGCAUCGGGGGCAAGCAUCGUAGGCUCGACGCAUUCUAGGGGCUGA